CAGAAGCAGCAGCAGACAAAUGCCUGCCUCAUUAGUUAGAUACAGUGACUAUCUUAUCUAUGUUUUAAGGACUUAAGGCCUGAAAAUACAUUUCCAAUGACAUAAACACGCGACUAUAAAUGGCCCGGAGCAAAGUGUUCCGCGUUUCAGUCAACGGGCCGAGCGACAACGAUUCGGAAUAGCGAGAAAAACGAAAAAUGACCAGAACGACUACGACACAAGAGACGAGAGUGGAGGAAACCAUUGAGAUUUCCUCCUCCUCGAACAGAACGAUCGAAGAGACCAUCGACAUCACAACGAUUGGGGGCACGGCAGUCCCAAAGCAACGACAUCACCAUCUGCAUCAUCAGCAUCACCAUCAGCAUCGCCAAAAGGAGAAUGUCCAAGUGGUUGAGGAGGUGAUUGUGCUGGAGAAGGAACCAAAGCAGCACAAGCACCACCACCAUCAUCAUCAUCAUCAUAGGAAGAGUUCAGGCUCAGAGGCAGCACCACCGCCGCCACUGCCACAGUCCUCGCCCCCAUUCCUCACGCCCACAGAGGAUCUCUCCGUGGAUGUGGUGUGGGAGCCUCAGCCCUACUGGAACCAGUCCCCGCCCAAUCCCUCUGGAGAUCCACUGCGAAACGGAAUCCUAAGGACUCUCGAGACAGAAGUCAUUGUGGAUCAACCAUCACCCACAACCACAGAGGAAUUCGCGGCCGUGGAAUGGUCACCCGUCUCCAACCCAACCACAGAGGUCGUGCAGGAGGAGCUGACAGUGGAGUCUCUGGGAUAUGCCCCACCCAGUGGGCCGCCACCACAGCUCCAGGUGCAGACAACGGGUUUCUAUCCGGCAACGCAGUCGCCGUUGCUCUCCCCCAUCGCAGAGGCGGAGCUGAUUGUGGAGUCAGAGAGCGUGGAGGUGACCACAGAAGCGCCUCAAAGGGAUUCCAUUCCGCCGGAGGGCUUUGUGAAAACCCUCGUGGAGACUUUUGAGGUCGGAGCAGCCGCCGAUCCGCCAAUUCAAAUGGCAUUUAUUCCAAGGGCAAGUCUAUGGAAUAGCGAGAUAUUUGUGGAGACUGUAGACGUUUCGCCGAUUCCCUCACCGCCGCCCAGUCCGCCCUUAGAGCUGCAGCCCUACAUACUCCCCUCCAGCGAAGAGCUGCUGGAAACGGAGCUUGUAGCAGAGAGUGGGGAGGAAGCUGUUACCCCGACACCACCCCCCAGUCCCCCCACAGCAGAGAUCAAACCACAACCAGACUAUAUUCCCAGAGCGUGGAGGGAGCGUGUGGAGACCAUAGUAGAGAGUCUAGAGGUGGUCACACCACCAGCCAGCCCCGUCCCUCAAACGGAGUUGAUUGUGGAGUCCUUGGAUGUGACGCCAACUCCGUCGCCACCGCCAAGUCCUCUCGUUGAAGUGUCAUUGCAAACAGGAUUUAUGCCACGAUCAAGUGUAGUGGAAACGGAGCUGAUAGUGGAAUCCCUUGAAGUAACCCCAACUCCGUCGCCACCGCCCAGUCCCCCAGCACAGCCAGAACGAGUUCAAAUAGGCUUCGGGCCUCAAUCUGCAAUAGUGGAAACGGAAACGAUUGUGGAGACUGUGGAGAGUCCACCCCCUGCACCACCCACUGCACCACCAUUACAAAUGGGAUCUACGCCAAGGGAGAGUAUUGUGGAGGAGGAGCUGAUUUUCGAAUCAUUUGAACCCUCUCCAGCUGCCACACCGCCACCGAGUCCGCCUGCGGUUCAGGCUGGAUUUAUGCCUCGAGCGAGCGUGGUCGAAACGGAGCUCAUUGUGGAGAGCCUAGAAGUCACUCCAACGCCCUCUCCGCCAGACAGUCCCAUCAGGGAAUUCCCCUUUCAAGCGGCAUUUAUUCCACGUGCAAGUGUGCCCCAAACGGAGCUGAUUGUGGAGUCCCUGGAGGUCACACCAACGCCCACGCCCACGCCCACACCCACCCCACCUGCCAGUCCUCCUGCGCAGCUCAGAGUGAAAUCGUGGACAGUUCCACCCACAAAUGUCCCACAAGCGGAAGUGAUCAUUGAGUCUGUGGAGGUCACACCCACCCCCUCGGCCAAUCCCUCCGUUCAGCCCCUAAAUGGAUUUGUGCUCACGGAUCUAGUCCUGGACACGCAGCAGCCAUCAAUCGAAGUGGUGGAAACGGAGACAGAGAUCAUCACGGAGUCUGGACCGGCAGCCAAUGGGCAAACGGAACUCAUUGUGGUCACCGAAGAGACACUCACACCCGCCACCCAAGACCUUCUGCUGGUCGGAGUUGUGGCAGAGGAGAGCAACGACAAGUUGGGCAAGCGAUACUCGGUGAAUGCGGUGCGGAAGGAGGAUAAACUGCCAGCCACGCCGCCACCUAAAGUCCCGCAGAGUGAGCAAAGGGAUGCAGUGGACGAUGGCGUGGGUGAGGGUGUGGGUGAGAAGAAGAGGAGAUGUUGCCAAUGUCGUUGCGUCAUUGCCUGA
Molecule: messenger RNA, 2450 nt
Organism: Drosophila obscura
Lineage: Eukaryota; Metazoa; Arthropoda; Insecta; Diptera; Drosophilidae
Product: proline-rich protein 36
Exons: 1
Coding region: 198-2450 (750 amino acids)
Source: RefSeq, a predicted model, not a curated record